Messenger RNA from Pararge aegeria (speckled wood butterfly), 2597 nucleotides. RefSeq lists its product as uncharacterized. The transcript has 8 exons. The record is from RefSeq and is a predicted model, not a curated record. NCBI's taxonomy places the organism in Eukaryota, Metazoa, Arthropoda, Insecta, Lepidoptera, Nymphalidae. The coding region runs from base 218 to 1357 and encodes 379 amino acids.
AUUGUUUUGUCGAGAUGAAGCAAAUAAUAACGUGUUGAAUCACUCGUCAGUUGUGCGUUGUAAGUUUGAACUGUGAAGUAGUUUUUGUGUGUAGCUCCCGUGCGAGAAGUUUCAUGUGUUUUAUAAAAUAUUUUUAUGUGAUUGAGAAUUACUGUGGGUUUCAGUUUCUGGAACACUGUGCUAAAAGUUUAUAGUGAAUAAAUAAUACUAGCCAACUAUGAUAUGGGCACUGGUAGCUUGCGCGGCUACUGCGUGCAUUUACACGGGUGCGCAAGCGCAGCCAACGUCGUGUAAAACAGACGACCAAUGCCAGACCGACUUCUACUGCGAUCGAGACGUCGCAUACACUUGUCGAAGGUGCCUGGACUGCGAGCAGCUUAAGCGUGAACCGCGACGGGUACCUUCCCACUGCGUCAAAUCUGUAGCGGAAUGCGGAUCUUGUAUCGCAGGACUCGUUGGUGACGUGAACUUGGAUUGCGUGUCGCCCGACGCGAGGAGUGAUGACGCCGCGAUACCAGCGUACGUGUGGGUCAUUAUCAGCAUUGGCCUGCUGUUGUUCGCUUUGGUCGUCGUCAUCGUCAUCUACGUCCUUCGCAACACUUACACCUUCAAGAUCCUGGCCUCGACGCGUGCUUCGGUUCAGUCGCCAUGCAGCGUAGGUGCGAGCGCCAGCGCUGGUGUUGGUGCUGCCAGCGCACCCGAGUUGCCGCCGCCGUACAACGCGCAUUACAGUGCCGUGAGACCCUCGUCGCCGCCACCGCAAUCGCCGGAACCAGUACACAACGAAGAUGCCCAUCACAACGGUGAAGAGUCGUCCUGGCCGUUCAUAAAGCGUACGCCGUCGGGCUACGGGGAGAAUUACAGUGGGGCGGCGCGCGAGUCCGCAGGCAGUCAGGCCGCGAGGGUGUUCAGCAAUCCACAUUACGUGCGCGGACCGCUACUGCCGCCCAGUUACGACGCUACCGGUGUGGUGGGUGUAACGGCAGGCGAGAACGCGAACGCCACGACAAGUGACGACGAACGCGACACGUUCGCACACGAUGAAGACACCAUGGAGAGCACGUGGACUCCCGACGCCGGCGACGACCACAACGGCAAUAUUUCGGGCGGUGCCGUCGCUGAAUUGUCGUCGCAGCUGGACACAGCGCGAGGAACAGCUCUGAUCCGAGCGCCGCACUCACACCCACCGUGCGGCUGGCAGGACACGAACAACAACCGUAACGGAAACGAAACCUUCGGCUCGGCGGAGGGCGCGGCGGGCGCCGGUUCGUCGGGCGCGCCCUCCUUCAUCAUCAACGUGGUGCAGACCAUCAACACACAGCAAGCGCCGCCGCACAGGCACGACCCAACGUGCUGAUCCCCCGCCACUACUGUGCAAACAACCGGGUACAUGACUAUUGCCUAUUCGAAUCUCACUGCGUGCUAGUAUCGAUUACCUUGUAUUAAUAUUAAAAAGACUUUAAUUCGAACGAUAAAAGAGGACACCGAAUCGCUAAGGUAUAGAAAUUAAAAAAAAAAAGUUAACGUGUGUAGUUAUGUGCACGCGUUAGAAGUUAUACUUCUUUCAAAUAUCUUUCGCGUUUGUAAAAAAACGACACAAAAUAUAGAAAAAAAAGUAUUCAAUACAUUGAAAGUUUUAUUAUAACGCGUUAUCUAAUUAUCUCAUUAUUGGACAACCGAGUCUCAUUUAACAUUAAAAUUUGAGAUUUUUGUACAAUUGAAUCAACCAGUAUUAAUAAAAAUUAUUAAUAAAAAAUAUUUUAUUAAUACUGGUUUGAUAUCGCAAAGUUUUACUUUGAAUUUUGCUUCGCGCUAUUAACGCAAUAUAAAAUAGUCAUGCACCCAAUUGUUGUUAAGCUUAACAUUGCUCAAAGACUCGAACAUUACAAACUUCCAAGGCGCGUCCAAGGUGCUGUACUAAUGUUCCUAUGUACAAUACAUACAGUCCGCGACAAGUCAACAUGGCAAUCUCAACAAAAACACUUGGUACAAUAGUAACGUCAAUUAUAUAAAAAAUAUAUAAAAAUGGAGCAUGUGUGUGGCACGCGCUUCUCAUUCGUCUGUCUCACCUUAUACCCGUGGCGUAAAUGGUUUUUUUUGAUUAAAUGGAUUUUGAGGGUUAUAAUUUUUUAGGGUACGCAGUGCUUUUGCGCAUGUAUGAUAUGCAUGCUACUGCCUCAUACCUAGGAGUAGUUACCGAAAUUUAAUCGAAGACAUAGGUCUUAUGUAGGGAGUUUCAAAAUCGCGUCUUGAGCUGCUUGUUUCCAGUGACGACUCGCUUGAUGUCCUCUGUCUACCUCGUUUGGGGUCGUCCGGCGACGAAUUACCACUCCACUCCCCCAACUAUUGCCACUUCAGCUUCGCGAUUCGUUGAGCUAUGUUGGUAACUCUACUUCUUCUACGGAUCUCCUCGUUUCUGAUUUGAUCACUAGAGAUACUCCUAGCCUUCUUAAGCGGCCCAUAGUUAUGAAUUCAUGAUAAAAUUGGCCAUGUGGAUUUGACCUGGACUUUGCAUAGACCAAUAGAAAAGUAUUGCUUUAUAUGUUUGCAUUUAGUUUAAUUCUCAAUCGCAGCGACUUGAAUGCUCUGGAAUGUUU